ACGUGAGAGAGGAGAGGCCGAAAACAAGAGCAAUCGAGCGGAGAGUGACUCGGAGAGAGAGAAUCAUUUAGCUGAACCGCUCUUCGUUUACAUGUGCUGAAUACGACAGGAAUUGAAAUUGCAUCCGCAACAUGCCGGCAUGAACCCUACCGCCGCAAGAAGACACCCUCCAAAAAAGACUUUUGGUCUGACGGCGGAGGCGGCCUGGUCUGACGGCGGAGGCGGCCUGGUCUGACGGCGGAGGCGGCCUGGUCUGACGGCGGAGGCGGCCUGGUCUGACGGCGGAGGCGGCCUGGUCUGACGGCGGAGGCGGCCUGUCGUUCACUGCUCAAUGCGUCUACAGUUUCUUGGUAGAAUCCUGUCUCUUAGCUUGUGGGUACCAGUUGCUGCGGCCAGCCCAGAGGGCUUCAUGGAUCGGAUAUGCCAUCGCCUCCUAGAGGACUACGAGAUGGCUGCCAAGAUAGUAGAGGAGUUCAGGAAAACACAACCGACUUCUCCAGACAAGGUGAACUGUGAGUACAGUGAGCUGCUGUACCAGAACCAGGUCCUGAGGGAGGCUGGACUCUACAGGGAGGCUCUGGACCACCUCACCACCUACAAGAAACAGAUCUGUGACAAACUGGCAGCGACGUUACGAACACAAGCAGCACAGAAACGGACUCCAGUUCUGCAAGCAGAUCCUGUCCAACCCCAAGUUCACAGAACAUGGGAGGGAUAGAUGGAUGAGAUGUAGACCCCUUUAUAAAGCCUCUCGUUGUCUCCCCCUCCCCCUCCCUGCAGAGACCCUGACGAUGACCUCUCGUUGUCUCCCCCACCCCCACCCUGCAGAGACCUCUCGUUGUCUCCCCCACCCUGCAGAGACCCUGACAAUGACCUCUCGUUGUCACCCCCUCCCCCACCCCACCCUGCAGAGACCCUGACGAUGACCUCUCGUUGUCUCCCCCACCCUGCAGAGACCCUGGUGAUGAAGGGUUUAACCCUGAACUGUCUGGGGAAGGAGGAGGAGGCUUACAACCUGGUCAGACGAGGCCUCCGCAACGACCUCCAUGUCUGUAACCUGUUAAAAACACGC
This is a messenger RNA of Oncorhynchus kisutch (coho salmon), 1072 nucleotides long. Its product is annotated as N-alpha-acetyltransferase 15, NatA auxiliary subunit-like. Bases 332 to 718 code for a protein of 128 amino acids. The record is from RefSeq and is a predicted model, not a curated record. The transcript is spliced from 5 exons. Lineage: Eukaryota; Metazoa; Chordata; Actinopteri; Salmoniformes; Salmonidae.